This is a messenger RNA of Trichoderma gamsii, 420 nucleotides long. RefSeq lists its product as hypothetical. Lineage: Eukaryota; Fungi; Ascomycota; Sordariomycetes; Hypocreales; Hypocreaceae. The transcript is spliced from 2 exons. Gene Ontology annotation, cellular component: trans-Golgi network. The record is from RefSeq and is a predicted model, not a curated record. The coding region runs from base 1 to 420 and encodes 139 amino acids.
AUGUCCGACGAACACGAUAACCACUCUGCUGGCCAUGCCGGCCGCGCCUACCCCAUCGAGCGCUCAGACUCGUCGGCGUCCACAACUCCCUCCGAUCAGAACGAAUCUGUUAUCCACCAACCCAUUCCCACUCGCCCUGGCCCUCGCGAUAGCUCGCAGUAUGAACCAGAGAUUAUUCGACCCAUGAGCCCGCGGAGGACCAACGAGGACAUUAACAAGAUGGGCGAGGAGGCGCGCGAAGAGCUAAGAAAGCAUGCCAAGGCUCUGCAAGAAUCCCUCCUCACAAUUUUCAACCGCAUCGAAGCGGUACGAGAAGAGCACGACAAGCUCGACAACAACAACAAAUUCCUUCAAAAAUACAUUGGUGACUUGAUGAGCACGAGCAAGAUCACAGCGACGGGAAGUCGAGGAAAGAAAUAA